GAAAAAUUAUAAGAUUUUCUAAAAAAAAAUAAAAGUUACGAAAUUGUGUUUAAAAAGUUUUGAAAAAAUCUUCGAACAAAUUGAAUAAAAUUAGAUAAUUUGUAUUGAAAAGUGGCAAAACAAAUACAGGAAAUUUGAAAAUUUGCCGAAAGAAAUUAUAAACGAAACUACAAAAUAAUCUCUAUAAAUGAAAAUAAACUUUAAAUAAAGAAAAAGAAAAAUUUUAAAUAAAAAUUUUAAAAACUAUCAAAACUAAAGAAAAUUUUAAUAACAAAAUGUCUGCCGCUACAUUAUGUUUUUGGCAAAAUUCUUCAACUGCAGCAACAGCACAAACUAGCUCAAUGCCCGAUAGUACCACCAGUCCCACCAACUCGACCAUGACUUUAACCCCCGAUUCACCAACGAAAACUUUACAAAUUAAACAAUUAAAUAAAAGCAACAGUAAUUUGUUAAAAAAUCAUCAAAAUAAAAAUAUAAUUAAUACAAACAACAACAACAACAGCAGCAACAAUAACAUGUUUCAAUAUAACAAUAAUAACAAAAAUAUACAUGAUUGGGAAAUGCAAAGUAAUGGUAUCUCCCAAAAUACUCAAUAUACUCAUCACAACAACAACAACAACCACAGCAGCAGCAACAACAAUCACCACUACAAGAAAAACAAUAAUAUUAUUGUUUUAGAUGACAAACAACAGCGUGAUCAGCAUCAUCAACAUACCGUAGAACUUUCCAAUUCUGUACGUCUUAUUGGUGGUUAUGAUGCCCAUGAUGUUGAAAAUAUUAAUGUAGAAGACGAUAAUGCUGGUGGUGCUAGUGAUACUGUUGAUGGUUUGUCUAAAUUCUAUUGUAAUGAUAAUGAUGCUGAAAAUAAUGAUCGUAUUGCAAAUCUAAACGAUCGUAUGUUGGUUGAUCAAGAGGUGGCUCGUAGUCAUCAGCUGCUUAGAAAUUUGUCUGCAGCUUAUGUAUCCAGUGCGGCAGCUGCCGUUGAGGCUGGCAGUGGUGGUGGACGUCAACGUCAUGCUCCACUAUAUGGUCGUUUUGUAGGUGAAGAAGAGCUUCCUGCUACACAUCGCGAUGUUAUGCAUCAUCGAUCUAGUCCAACGUCUUCAUCAGAGGUGCGCGCCAUGCAAGCACGUAUACCAACACAUUUUCGUGAUCCCGCAACGGCGCCGUUAAGAAAAUUAAGUGUGGAUUUAAUCAAGACCUACAAGCAUAUAAAUGAGG
This is a messenger RNA of Lucilia sericata (common green bottle fly), 1221 nucleotides long. RefSeq lists its product as uncharacterized. The annotation marks the transcript as partial. The transcript is spliced from 4 exons. NCBI's taxonomy places the organism in Eukaryota, Metazoa, Arthropoda, Insecta, Diptera, Calliphoridae. The record is from RefSeq and is a predicted model, not a curated record.